UUUUUCACUCCCUCUCCCUAAAAGGUCGCUAUAAAAUCCGCCACUUAUAUUCUCGCCUCUCCUAAAUCCACCCCAAACUUAGCAUCAAUGGCCGUUUCUUUCUCUUCUCCUUCCUUAAUUUUGGGAAUCUCAAUUCUGUGUUUGCUAAUUUCACCCGCGCUGUCACAGACUUGCAAGUCUCAGAAGCUCACAAACAACAACGUGUACAGUCAUUGCUUGGACCUCCCAACACUUACUUCCUAUCUUCACUUUUCCUACGAUUCCGCCAACAGAUCUUUAUCAGUAGCAUUCGUUGCGACUCCAUCGAAUUCCAAUGGAUGGGUCGCUUGGGCUAUAAAUCCCACGGGGACGGGCAUGGCAGGUGCUCAGUCACUGGUCGCUUACAAAGAUUCUACCGGCGCCGUUACCGUUAAGACAUUUAAUAUAAGUGGUUACAGCUCUGUGGUCCCGGAGAAUCUGUCGUUUGAAGUGUGGGACACGGGAGCCGACGAGUCGGGAGGGUUCAUUAGAAUUUAUGGGAAGCUUAAGAUGCCGGAGGAGCUAGCCAAGGCGGGAAAGGUUAACCAGAUUUGGCAGGUGGGCCCUGGUGUUGGCGCUGAUGGUAUGCUGGAAAAACACGCUUUUGAGUCGCAAAACGUGAACGCUAAGGGGACUCUUGAUUUGAGUGGGGGUCAGAGUACCGUUGUUAGUACUGGAACUGACUCCAGAACCAAGAAGAAAAAUAUUCAUGGGAUAUUGAACGCUGUGAGUUGGGGAAUUUUGUUUCCACUUGGAGUGAUUAUUGCAAGGUAUGUGAGGACUUUUGAGUCUGCAGAUCCAGCAUGGUUUUAUCUUCAUGUAUCCUGCCAAUUAUCUGCCUAUGUCAUUGGGGUUGCUGGCUGGGGAACUGGUCUCAAGCUUGGAAGUGAAUCAAAAGGAGUUACAUACUACACCCACCGUAAUAUUGGAAUUGCCCUUUUCUGCCUUGCUACUAUUCAGAUUUUCGCAUUGUUAUUGAGACCAAAGAAUGACCACAAGUACCGAUUCUACUGGAAUAUUUAUCACCACGGUGUUGGAUAUGCCAUACUGGUCCUUGGCAUCCUCAAUGUCUUCAAAGGUCUGAACAUCUUGAAUCCUGCAGAAAAGUGGAAAACAGCCUACAUCAUUGUAAUCUCAGUCUUGGGUGGGAUUGCUGUACUGUUGGAAGCUAUUACUUGGAUUGUCGUUCUCAAGAGAAAAUCUAACAAGUCGACAAAGCCAUAUGAAUACAACAAUGGGCAAGGCAGGCAACAGCCACUUGCUCCCUGAACAAACAAUAUAUGUGGGCUUCAUUGAAGAUUCUGAUUUUAGUAUCUCUUUUGUAAUGAGGUUUAUCUAUUUCAUUAAGUUUGUAGAAGGUUUUGGUUUCACCUGGUAUUAAUGAUUAGGAUGUAAGUAUCGAUUUGGCAGUCUCUCGUAUAUUUUGUUUGUGUCACUACAGAUUCGAUUUUCCAGUAUCAUUGUGAAUUUUUGAAGAUCUAUAUUUAUUACCUUUUUCUUUCUUCUA
Mangifera indica (mango) is the source of this 1525-nucleotide messenger RNA. RefSeq names its product cytochrome b561 and DOMON domain-containing protein At3g25290-like. The record is from RefSeq and is a predicted model, not a curated record. The transcript is spliced from 3 exons. Bases 88 to 1287 code for a protein of 399 amino acids. Lineage: Eukaryota; Viridiplantae; Streptophyta; Magnoliopsida; Sapindales; Anacardiaceae.